Messenger RNA from Exophiala bonariae, 342 nucleotides. RefSeq lists its product as uncharacterized. The record is from RefSeq and is a predicted model, not a curated record. Bases 1 to 342 code for a protein of 113 amino acids. The transcript has a single exon. Lineage: Eukaryota; Fungi; Ascomycota; Eurotiomycetes; Chaetothyriales; Herpotrichiellaceae.
AUGUCGCAGUACGCCUCACGUUAUGUAAGUAACAAUGGGCCUGGCGAUCAGCGUCCCACUGCCAUGGAGAUCGUCCAAGAUGAGAACCUUAUCGGCAAGCCCUCUGAUAAAGUCUUCUUCCUCACUGGUAUCAGUUCAGGAAUUGGCAUCGAAACAGUGCGAGUUCUUCACGCUACUACUGCGACGGUCUAUGGCAGCGUUUGCAAUCUGCGCAAAGGCCGAAAGGCCGUCGAUGAGGUCAUCGCGGCAAGUCCGAGUACCAAAGCCAAAGUUGAGCUAGUCGAGAUAAAUCUAAUCUCGACUCUUUCGAUUCGAUCAGGAAAAGUGCAAAGGAGCUCUUAA